Molecule: messenger RNA, 2153 nt
Organism: Drosophila obscura
Lineage: Eukaryota; Metazoa; Arthropoda; Insecta; Diptera; Drosophilidae
Exons: 3
Coding region: 110-1450 (446 amino acids)
Source: RefSeq, a predicted model, not a curated record
AACUUUAAAUAGUAAAUGGUUGAAUUUCGAUUGUCUAUCAAUCAGCUGAUCUGCUAUCGAAGCAAGACACAAGCAAGAAUCGAAAUUCGGAAAUUCGACCCAAGUUAUAAUGGAUAAACUAAGACUCGGCUGUCCUUUUUCGUUCCUUGGGGGAAAGGAGGGAAGACCGCAGGGACCCAAAUCAGAUAUACUCCAGCUAAACUACGACUGUUAUUUGAAAAUAAUUUCUUAUCUGACUGCACUCGAGGAUCAACUAAAUCUGGGCCGCGCCCAUCCGUUGUUCCACCAAGUGCUGGCGAGCCUAUUGCCUACGCGCUAUAGUAAAAUCAAUGUGAAGAUGCUAAAAACCGUUCAGGACUGGGAGUAUAUGCUGGAACUUUGCGGUCCCAGCGUGGUGCGCUGUGAGGUGCCCCACGGCCGCUGGGACGAGUCCUUUACCCACCCGUUUCUCAAUCUUCUCAACCAGCACUGUUUGAAUUUGCAACAACUUGUGCUGAUAUUCAUGCACUCGGACACGGACACACCGCCCGCUUCGAGGGACAGUAGAGGUGGACACGCUAACAUUAUGCAGCUGCUGCUGGAGCUUCCUGGCCUGACAAACUUGACGUUAAUCGAUGCCAGAGCGCCUCAGCUUGAACAGUUGCAACAUUUCGGUGAACUGCAAGCCCUAGAUGUGGAUGGAAUUGACGUUAAUCUUACUGAAGAGAAUUUCGUGCAGAUGUUCCACAACAAGGAGAAAUUGUGCCGCUUAUUGUUAAACUUUGGACGAGCCCUAAAACGAACGUAUCAGCUGCCCCAGUUGUCCGAACAUUGUGCUCAUCUGGAACAUCUGACGCUGGAGAACUUUGACUUGAACCUUCCCGAUAUGGGAGAGUUUAGAUCUCUGAAAUCUCUGCGUAUGAUCUCGCGCUGGAUAGGAGGAGUGAACAGCGAGUUCUACAAAUCGUUGGCCCAACGCUAUGCAGAUCGCUUGGAGCAGCUGCAGCUCCUGUCUAUUCGUGUUGGACCAGCCCAAGUGCAUGACAUACUGGCACUUAAGAGACUCAAGGCGCUCGAUUGCGAUAACUGGCCCUCAGAAGCUGUGGACAAAUUGAGUCUACUAACUGAACUCGAGUGCUUGGCCAUAGAAUGUAUUAAUCCCAUUAAAGGAGUUAAUUGUCAGCUUCUGUCUGUCCUAAGCAGCUGCUCGAAGCUGGCUCAUCUGAAGCUGGGCAAGCGCUGGAAGAUGACCAGCACUCAGGCACAACAAUUUUUGUCCGAUGUGCGAGACGUCCGUUUGGGAUCCAAAAUGAAACUUUUGCUGACACUUUCGUUUAUCAAAUUGCCAGAGCAUCAACAAAUGUUGAAUGGUCUGUUAACAAAUCACACGCAUUUACGGCUUGGUUUUCAUGACGUCUGCCAUUACUGUCGGCCAGAUACACACUCCAGGUGCGACACAAUCUUUGACUAACCGCUAAAAGCAUUAUUUACCUCACAAUGGGAAUGUUCUAUGGCAACCGUCAGCCUUAGUAUCCAAUCGUUGUAGGCAAUACCAUUCAUCUCAAACUCGCGUCGUUUACUUUCAUAAUCGUAGACAUCAGCCUCUUCGUGUAUCCACUUUUGCGAGUUCAUGUUUAUCAAGGGCAGCCAUCCAUCCCUUGCCAGUUGUAUAUCAAAUGCAGAAUGCCACAAAAUGCAAGUGGAGUGCGAAUCCAUAAAAUAUUGCUGGGCUAAAUGGAUACACCGGCUUCUACCAUUUGAUUGACAAUAAACUGUAAAACUCACCCAGAAAAUUUAGCACGAUUGACCAAUAACUUGGUUCCACUCGAAUAUGGGUCAUUGUUGCUUUGUUACUUCGGAUUAAAUGUUCCUCCUCUUAUCUACAUAUCUCGUAUAUAUAGAAAAUUGUGCAAUUCUCAAUCAGUAAUAAUUUUAAAUUGUAUUUAUUUGAGUUACGAUUCUGACGAAGUACCUGAAGAAAGUGCGUCUUAAUGGGACUAUAAAUAAUCAAAGAGAUACCCGUAUAUAAUUAUUUGGCUUCCAAUUGAGCAGCAGAGUGGCUAAUUCUUUAAGUUGUUAAGUGCUGAAGAUACGGGCCGAGAACUGUUUAAAUAUUUAUUGACAUAUGUUUAGCGAUUAUUGUAAAUAUUAAACAAAUAUAAUUUUGUUAUGCA